Messenger RNA from Salmo salar (Atlantic salmon), 11023 nucleotides. RefSeq lists its product as uncharacterized. Gene Ontology annotation, cellular component: nucleus. NCBI's taxonomy places the organism in Eukaryota, Metazoa, Chordata, Actinopteri, Salmoniformes, Salmonidae. The record is from RefSeq and is a predicted model, not a curated record.
UAGCUGUAGUGCAGCGCUGAUUACACAGACGGGACUCUCUCUCCUCAUCGACCUCGUUCCCUCUCACAGUGUGCGGAGGAAAGAGAGAGAGUGAAAAGACACCUCUUCAUCUCUGAUUAUUCAGACUGAACGGAGGCACGAGCGAUACCCCCUCCUCCUCUCUUUCUCUGCGCCGGAACCCGGGUGACUGGAGCGCGCGUCACAGUGACAGCUCCACCAACGAAAGAGACGAGCCAGAUUAUCUGGGGAACGGACUCUGUAGCUUUGUUGAACACUAGGUGCUGCAAAAGCAAAACACCAAAAACUCACGGGCUCUUUCUUCAGAGAACGGACACAGCUUCUGCUGCGCCUGUGUCUGUCUGUGUCUGCAUGCACUAAAGAGAACUAUCAACUCGGUGACUGGAUUUACAGUUAUACAUCCACGAACUAAACCGUCUGGAAUCUAUCAAUCUAUCAGGAAAAUAACAUUUUUUUCUUCAAGAGAGAGACUCCAAGGGCGCAAGGCACCUGUCAACAGCAUCUAACUCUGCUCGAGCCAAGCUUUGUGCCAUCAGAUACCGCCACACUAAACACCCUCGCCUCUCCCCAGAACUGAAAGGAGAGAGAAAGGAGAGAGGGAUAGUUGAGAGAGGGGAAAGGGAAGAAGGAAAGAGUGAUAGAAAUAUUAACUAUUCUGUACCAGGAGCUAGAUUUCUCAUUUUACUAGAACAUUGGCAUGGCAACCACGGGCAUCAACAGGCUACAUAUCCUACCGCCUUGACUAUUUAACCGACCCUCAAUGCAUUACUCAUGUUUCCUUCUGUAAGCAGCCUGAAUAAUUAAUUUAAUAAUAAAGAAGAAACACUUUUUAUUGAAGUUCCAUUUUCCUUGAGGAGUACCUGAAUAUCCUCCCCUCGACCUAGGUCGGACUCGGACUGAGAGGAGGGACAGUUGACUCUUUGCUUCACCUGGUGAAGAGUCCGGUAAACCGGACCGACGUCCGCACACACUCAAGACCCCUGCGCAUGGGGGAUUACGGCCCCACGAGGUCGGAUGUCGUGCAGCACGUGCUAUUACCUGGUCAUCAGCUCCACACACCUGAGCAACGGCCACUUCCGGCGUGUAAAGGGUGUCUUCAGGGGACCGCUCUGUCGCACGGCCUCCAGCCAAUCACCGGAUCAUGGUGAGAGUGCAGCAGGUACAGUGGAGGAUGAUGGGAAGUCGAGUUUCUUCUGUCAGCUGUGUGAGAAACAGUACCUGAGACACCAGGAGUAUGACAACCACAUCAACUCCUACGACCACGCACACAGACAGAGACUGAAGGAGUUGAAGCAGAGGGAGUUUGCUCGGAACGUUGCGUCUAAGUCGUGGAAGGACGACCGCAAGCAGGAGAGAGCUCUGAGACGCCUGCACCAACUAGCACUGCUACGACAACAGACACACAGGGUACCAGGCCAGGUUGUUAGGUUUCAAGGGACAGUGAGAGCUGAGAUCCAGCAUUCAGAGAGACCCUGUGGAGAGAGAGACUACAGACCAGGGGACCACUAUGUCCCCUUGACCCAAACAGGGUUAAUCCAAACCACAGGGAACUCCCAGCGACCCGCUGUUACCCUACCUCUAACCCAGCCCCAGACCAUCCCGCUCAGCCUCCAGGGAAAGGACUCCCCCCAUCUCCAGACCAAGCCUCUCUCCCCCUCCCAGCCCCAGCAGCCAGAGGAUCCUACCCACAUACCCAUCUUCCCUGGAGGGCCCUUCCAAGCCUCCCCACCCCUAGCCUUGCAUUCCAGAUGUGGACCUUCUAUGGAGGAUCCCCAGCCUCGCCUGAACAGCUCUCCCCAGGACCCUGCCUUUCCGUGGGGCAGAGACAGAGGAAGGGUGGGGGUCUCCUUCUGUUUCUCCAGGAGGGGCCCGAGGCUAGAGCCAUCUGCCUCUGUCUUCUCAGACCAGCAAGAGGAGGAGGGGAGAGGAGGAGGGGGGGCAGAUGAAGGGAAGGGGAAGAGAUGAACUAUGGCUGCGUCACCCAGACAACCUGUUAAUAGGGCAACCAACCAACAGCCUUCACCCCGGAAACAAGACAGAACCCUCAGGCGGGGAAGAGGGGGAGGAGAGAAGAGAGAAGAGAGGAGGGGAGGAGAGAGACAGGUUCUCUGCUAGCCAUGACCCAGGCUGUCCUACUCGCAACGCCAGACUGAGAGUAACAGACCAGAGCCCUGAACACGGGACAGCAGAUAAGAGGGAGGAGGGGGAAGAGAGGGAGGAGAGGAACAGGGGUACAGAGCACAGACAACAGGGCCAUGAGGUGAAUCAGACUCCUAUGUCUGACUCCUAUCUCCAUGUGGUUGCCAGAGACGGAUCCACCCGUCUGAGAUGGCCAGUAGAACUGCUGCAGUUUACCACAGCCAAACCCCACCUCUCCUACAGCUGUAAGCCCACACACUGGCAACCCCACACCAACCCACUACACUGUAACCCUGAACACAACCACAACCACUGUCAAACCAAGUCACACUGUAACCACUCAGCAAGCCAGCAGGAGACAGAGACACACACAGAGGAGUCUGACUCCCUCAUGUUCUCUAGCUCCCAGCCUCCUCCUCAGGACACAGAAAAUGUAGAAUCCAAUACAGAUCUAUAUACAGAGACAGGUGGGACAGAUGAGGGAGCCACACACUCAUUAUCCUGUCACGUUGUAGAGAAGACAGAAGCACAUGGAGUGACAGCAGCCUUCCAGGCAGAAGCAACAGUGCCAGAGAGUGGAGGUGAAUCUGGGUUCAGAUGGCACCACCCCCUCUUCGGGAAUGGUGACCCCCUUCGCGGUGACAACACUCACACAAACCCCCACAAUCCCCAAAGAGGCAGAUUAGGACGACAUGUGAGACAGGAGAGAGAUCGAGCCGUCAGAACCCCCAGGCCUAAAUUAGAGGCUGUCAUCCAGCCUUGCGCUGCCGUUUGUGUGUGUGCAAGCGAGGUUAGAUGUGUGUGUACGCAUACUGCCAGCUCACGCACACACUCCGUGGGUGGUUCAGUAAGCACUCCGACAGAUGUGUCAUGCCGAAAUUUAAACGACAGCACAAAGAAGAAGAGGAGGAGAGGGGAAAGGUAUAAUGGGACUUCAAACAAGUGCGAAGGAGAGCGGCAGCGUCUUAGGAGCGUCAUAACCUCUGUUUCCACCUGGUGGGGCGGAAAGAGGAGAUGUGACGGAGACAGAGGGAGAGAAGGAGACAGGGAAAUAGAGCGGGAGGGAGAGACAGGUGGAAAGAGGAGAAGAAAGGCAGGGGGAAAGAGGAGGAGGGGGAAGAGAAGGAGGGGUGGGACUCUGUGCCUGGUGGGGGAGUGUGACGCUGAGUCUGUGCCCUGCUCUGACAGACAGAGGCCUCACAGGAGUCAAGGUAGAGACCAACAUUACUAUAACGCUGCCUCCCAGUUCAACCCAGCACCAAGAGUCACAGAGAGGACAGAGUACUACAGCACAGAGUCUCAGCUGUAUAGAGAGAUAGAGAGAGAGAGAUAUGGAGAGGUGGAGAGAGGAGAAAGGCAGGGAUGGCCUUUCUACUGGAGUUCAGACUCCUCUCUGUGUUCUACUUCCGGGUCGCCCUGGGUAAAGGCUCACAACCUCCCAGUGGCAUAUGGUGGUCUCCACGGUUGCAGCGGGGGCUACCCAGUCUACAGUCGCCAUGACAACAUCCCUGGUAGCAAUAUUUCCUGUAGCCCAGUGAGGAAGAGUAAAUACAUCCACAGAAACAGGAAAUACAUGAGUAGGAAGUGGUCAGAGAGUGAGGAGUGGGAAAGAACAGAGAGUGGAAGGAGGGAGAGCUGGGAUGGAGGGAGUAGAGGCUGUCGGGAAAGUGGUAGGGAGAGAGGGAACAGGGAUUGGGGGAGUAGGAGGCAGGGUUGGGUAAGCAGGUUAUCCAGCCCUGGAGGAGUCAGUGGAGGGGGCUGGCAGGGGUCUCUCUCGACCCCCAGUCACAGAACUCUGGAGGUUUUCAGGGGAUGGAGGUCUAGUCCUGGGGAGGGAGAAGUCUGGAACAGAGGACCAGGGGACUCAAGCCCAGACAGAUGUACCUGGGGCAACAGUGACAGUUGGGAGGACAGGGGGACAUACUGCAGGGAGGACAGAUACAGCUGGGAUGACAACUGGGAGAGACAGAGGUCCACUGAAGGUAGAGAGAGCUGGAGCAGGUGGGAGAAGGGAUCACAACCUAGCCCCAGCCCCAGACCUGAUAGUUUUAGCUGGGACUGGGCAACCAGAUGCCCUGACCAUAGACACAGCCCCUGUCCUGGUUCCCAGUCUGUUCCCAGUGUGCAGGUUACCAAAUGCCCCAUCUCCAGCCCCAGCCCCUGGCCUGAUUCUAGCCCUGACUGGCUGCCCCGACAGCCCAGCCCUGGCUUCUGUAGCAGCAGCACCAGUGUGUCAGACCUGAGUGGGCGGUGGAGUAGCUUUAGUACCCACUCAAGACUCAACCUGACUGGGAGAAAAACAACAGGGGUGCCCAGGCGAGCACCAUGUCCCUCACCCACCAAGGAGAAACACCAAGCACCCAGCCUCAAACCUACUCCUCCUAGACCUCUGCCCAGCACUGAUACCACCCAUCCACAGGACAGGAGCCCCAACCCCACAGCACAGCCUACAUGUCUCUCAGACAGAGAGCCCAAAGCCCCCCCAAAGCCCAGAGAGGGGAACCCCAGCAGAACUAUGCUACUGCCUCUUAUCGGGAAACUACCAGCAAUCAGGAGAGGAAUUAGGAGACGAGGGGCAGAAAGAGAGAGGGAGGGCCCUGACCAAACAGAGAAACAGGACCACAAUCAAGACCAGGAUCAGACACAGGACCAGGACCACAACCAAGGGAAGGAGAGUAUGAAGAACGGAGCGGUCCAAAGUGGUCGACCGUGCCCUCAACCCCUCUUGUCUCAGAGCCCUGAGAAAACUGGAGAGGACACGUCCUGUCCUUCCCUGACAUCACAUCCUGCUGUGACCUCAUAUCCUGCCAUAACUUUACCUCACAGGGGUCAGUGGUCACAAGGCCCCUCCCCUCCUCUGGCUCAACAGCCAAUCAGCUUCAGCGCUGAAGAGAUGGACAAGUAUCGCUGUCUGCAGGAGCAGGCACGAGAGCACAUGCAGAGACUGCUACAGGGGACAGAGACACACACACCGGCACACACACACCAUACCCCCUCCCCAGAGCCAUACACACACCCCACACUCACUCAUACACAUGUGGCACAGACUCAAGAGAAAAACACACACUCCACUUUCCUAAAUACCUCUCUAAAGCUAGACGCACACCCCGUACAAACACAGCUCUUACAGACACACUCUACCCCCAGUCUCCCCCCUCCUCAUCCUCCUGUCCCCAUACCGCAGCCUCUAAUGACCCACCCUCCUCCACCCACCCAACAUCAUUACAUUCUACAACACACAGCGUUCAGUAUGGCACUCUCGUCACCCUCCUCUACCUCUUCCUCUCUCGCCCCCCACACCUCACCCCCUCAUCACCUGCCCCUCCUACACCUCCCUCUCCCCCAUCCCCACCCCUCUCCAUUCUCCAUCUCCUCUAUCUUUCCCUCCAUCCUACUCUCCCAUCCUCCUCUACAUCUCCUCCCUCCCUCCCCUGCCUUCCACCCCUCUCCCCUCACCGCUCUCUCUACCCUCACACUGCCACCGCCGAGACCGUCGUAUCCAGAAAGACUUUGGUCAUUGAGGUUUCAACAGAAAGCAUUAUGAUGCUCUCUGAUGACAUCACAUAGUAAUACAAUGCAUUGUUAACUCCUGGACAAUAAUGUCCCAUACAGUAUAACAAUCCACAGAAUUUUCAGAAUUUUUGUGUAUGUGUGUGUGUGUCUGUAUAUUAUGUUUUUGUAUGAGUGCAUGCGUGUGUGCGCAUGUCGUCACUGUCGGAUGAAAACCUUUUAACUCUAUUUUUGCCAAUUUUCAUGUUUAUACAUGUGUUGGAAGCAUUAGCUCCCCUCAAUGUACUCUGAACAUUUCAUGACUUUAGAAACAAGAAAAUGUAUUCAACAUAGCUUCUGUAGUUUCAUAAUUGUAUGUUUCCAUCCCUCCCUGUUCAAGUAUGAAUCAAGGGAAAACGUGCACCUACUAAGACUAGCUGGCUUUCUCUCAUCUCUUUCUUCCUCUCUGAAUGUUAGGCAUACUGGCUGUCUUUAGAAGUACCGUCAUACUGGCUGUCUUUAGAAGUACCGUCAUACUGGCUGUCUUUAGAAGUACCGUCAUACUGGCUGUCUUUAGAAGUACCGUCAUACUGGCUGUCUUUUGAAGUACCGUCAUACUGGCUGUCUUUUGAAGUACCGUCAUACUGGCUGUCUUUAGAAGUACCGUCAUACUGGCUGUCUUUAGAAGUACCGUCAUACUGGCUGUCUUUAGAAGUACCGUCAUACUGGCUGUCUUUUGAAGUACCGUCAUACUGGCUGUCUUUUGAAGUACCGUCAUACUGGCUGUCUUUUGAAGUACUGUCAUACUGGCUGUCUUUUGAAGUACCGUCAUACUGGCUGUCUUUUGAAGUACCGUCAUACUGGCUGUCUUUUGAAGUACCGUAACACCUGAGAGAGAGAAAGAGCGACAGACAGAUGCCCAGGCCGUGAGCAGAGCAAUAGGCCCAACCCCCACUCCUACACCCGCCCAAGCCCCAUUCAGCGACCAAAGAGGCAUGUAUCAGGUGCCCAGUAUGUUCUGCUCACAACUAUUAGUCUGAGGCGUAACCACACAAAGCACAACACUGGACACUAUGGAACACAAAGCUUUUCUUAUAUCAUGCUAGAAUAUCCAAGGUCUGAGGUCAUCUGCCUUUGGCCUAAAGAGCAGGAACCCAGACUUCACCAAAGACAUCAGAAAUACAGACAUUGUCAUCCUACAAGAAACAUGGUAUAGAGACAGAGCCACUGGUUACCCUCUAGGUUACAGAGAACUGGUAAUCCCAUCCACCAAACUACCAGGAGUAAAAAAGGGAAGAGACUCAGGGAGUAUGCUAAUUGGGUGUAAAUCAGACCUAGCCCACUCUAUUGAAUUAAUCAAAACAGGAGCAUUUUACAUCUGGUUUGAAAUAACAGAAGAAUGUCCUCCAGUGUGCUACUUGUAUACCCCCACUAGAUUCCCCAUGCUUUAAUGACAACAGCUUCUCCAUCCUAGAGGGGGAGAUCAACCAUUUUCAUGUUCUAGUCUGUGAUGACCUCAAACACCAGAACCAGUCAGAGACCUGACACUCUCAGCACACAGGGGGACAAACACCUACCUGAAAGUGACAGCAUUCCCUCCCCAAUAUGCCCCGCUAGACACAACUACGACAAAACAACCAACAAAAACGGGUCACAAAUCCUGCAACUCUAUCGCACGCUGGGUCUGAUAGGUUUCGAGGGGACUCCUUCGGUAGGUACACUUACAGCUCAUCCCUUGGCAAUAGUACUGUAGACUACUUUAUUACCGAACACAACCCAGAGUCUCAGAGCGUUCAAAGUCAGCCCACUGCCACCCCUAUCAGAUCAUAGCAAAAUUACAGUCUACUUGAACAGAGCAAUACUCAACAUGAGGCAUCAAAGCCGAACAAACUGCAUGCCAUUACGAAAUGUUAUAGAUGGAAGGAAAGUAGGGUCGAAACCUACCAAAAAACAAUUGGCAAACAAAAAUGUAAUCCCUCUUAGACAACUUCCUGGACAAAACAUUUCACUGCAAUAGUGAAGGUGUAAACCUGUAGUAGAAAGCAUAAACUGUAUAUUUGACCUUUCAGCUUCCCUAUCAAAUAUAACAAUUCCAAGCAGACAGCCUAAGAAAAUUAACAACAAUGACAAAUGAUUUUGAUGAAGAAUGUAAAAACCUAAGAAAGACAUUUUGAAACCUAUCCGUUCAAAAACAGAGACCCAGAAAACCUGAGCCUACGUCUUCACUUUGGUGAAACAUUAAAACACUACAGAAAUAUACUAAGGCAAAAGAAGGGACAGCACAUCAGCAGUCAGCUCAAAGUAAUUGAAGAAUACAUAGAAUCAAACCACUUCUGGGGACAACAUAGCCCCACUUUCUUCAACAUAUAUAUCAAUGAAUUGCCGAGGGCACUAGAUCAGUCUGUAGCACCCGGCAUUACCCUACUAUACUCUGAAGUCAAAUGCCUACUGUUUACAGAUGAUCUGGUGCUUCUGUCACCAACCAAGGCAGGACUACAGCAGCACCAAGAUCUUCUGCACAGAUUCUGUCAGACCUGGGCCUUGACAGUGAAUCUCAGUAAGACAAAAAUAAUGGUGUCCAACAAAUUCAAAUUCUAUCUAGACACCAUUGCCCUCGAGCACACAGAGAACUAUACCUACCUCAGCCUAAACAUCAGCACCACAGGUACCUUCCACAAAGCUGUGAAUGAUCUGAGAGACAAGGCAAGAAGGGCCUUCUAGGCCAUCAAAAGGAACAUAACAUUCGACAUCCCAAUUAGGAUCUGGCUAAAAAUACUGGAAGCUGUUAUAGAACCAAUUGCCCUCUAUGGUUGUGAGGUCUGGGGUCCACUUACCAACCAAAGAAAGUCACAAAAUGGGACACGCACCAAAUCAAAUUGAAACUCUGCUUGGAGAAUUCUGCAAAUACAUUAUUUGUGUACAACGUAAAAUCCAAACUAAUGCAUUCAGAGCAGAAUUAGGACGAUACCCGCUAAUUAUCAAAAUCCAGAAAAGAGACGUUAUGUUAUGUUGUACAACCACCUAAAAGGAAGCAACACCCAAACCUUCCAUAACAGAGCCAUCACCUACAGAGAGAUUAACAUAGAGAAGAGUCCCCUCAGCCAGCUUGUUCUGGGGCUCUGUUCACAAACAAAAACAGACCCCACAGAGCCCCAGGACAGCAACACAAUUAGACCCAAAAAACAGAGCAAACUGGAAUGCUACCUUUCCCUAAAAAAAUUAUAUACAGUGGCAGAAUACCUGAUGACUGUGCACUGGCGUAAUGCAAUUUCUCUGGACCCCCCCAAAGGUCGAGUUUGCAACUGACCUGUAUAUCUUACCUGAACGUGCAUGACGUGAGCCAUUCCUCGCAGCUUGGAUAGAAAGUUGUUUUGUGUAAAACCUGUUUAUUAAUGCCAAUCUCUCUUUUUUUCUAUGUAGAGGCCUAUAGUAGCUACAAAAUGCGGCUGCGUCGGCUUGCAUUUUUGUGUGCAAAUGUUCUCACCACGGCCUGUAGGUCCAGGUUACAGACCCGACUGUUUUCUAUACUGAGUAUUGACAACCCAGACAGUUUUUUCCGCGACAUUGUGCAUUUUAUGUCCAUUGCACUGCACACAAUUUAAACUUAGUCUUGAAUGGUGCAUAGCAAGAUAUACCAGAGAUAAGGGACUGUUAAUAAAAGCAAACACACAACUCAAAUGACGGUUCACCAGAAUGAACAAAAUCAAGAACGCAAGAACUGUUUGUCCACUAAAGAUAUCGGUUUGCAUCUGCCAAUUUACUGGCUGUCCAGUAUACAGACAACAUGUCCCAGCGCUUCCUCGGCCUACAAUUAAGGUGAAUGCGAGAGACUCAAUUAAAGACAUUGCAGAACUGCUAUAUUUGAAGCACCACUCCUUUCUUCCCAGUUUCCCUGAUGUUGCUACGGCAAUCAAGUUGUUUAUAACCAUCCUGUAAAUGUCACUUCUGUGAAGAGAUCGUUUUCUAAACUAAAACUCAUAAAGACCUAACUAAGAAGAGUUAGGCUCUUGGUCUGACAUGCACUUUUGAACACCUAAGUAAGCUCCACUCAUGGCACUGGCGCCGUCGUAGUUCUGACCAGGCAUUUGCUCACCAAUAUCCCCUUAAUUUCAAUCAGUUUAAUGAUUUAUUUUUCAAGGCCUGAGGGACUUUGAUCAGUCACAUUAUUGAAGCCCAAUAAACAAAUACUUAGCUUCCUAGUAUAUAUGGACAUUUAAAAGGUUUAUGAAUUUCUUUUUGGAGGGUUACCGUGAAAAUGAUUUAUUAAAUAAAAUAAAAAUAGACCAAUGUCAGACAGGCGCAUGGCCCCCCAUGGGGCUGUGGGGAUAUCCAGUACGCCAGUGCCAUGGUGACUAACCCAAACUUAAGAAAAGCCUUGACUAUUUACAGACUCCAUGAGCCUUGUUGCUGAGAGAGGCUGCCAUUGGCAGAGAGAGAGAAGAAAGUCUAUGUGCCCAUUGUCCACCCAACGAGGUGGAAACUAAGCUGCACUUCCUAACCUCCUGCCAAGUAUGAACAUAUUAGAGACACAUAUUUCCCUCAGAUCACACAGACCAAGAAAGAAUUUGAAAACCAAUCCAAUAUUGACAAACUCCCGUAUUUGUCAAAAUACCACAGUGUGCAAUCACAGCGGCCAAAUGUGUGACCUAUUGCCACAAGAAAAGGGCAAUCAGUGUAGCACAAACCCCUUUGUAAAUACAACCAAUAUUUGUUUACUUCCCCUUACCAUUCAUAUUACAACUAUUUGCACACUGUUACAACACUAUACCUAGCUAAUAAUAUAACAUUUGAGAUGUCUUUAUCCUUUUGAAACGUUUGUGUUUGUAAUGUUAACUGUUAAUUUCUGAUUGCAUAUAUCACUUUUGUUUAUUGUUUUUCACUUGCUUUGGCAAUAUAAACAUGGUGUUUCCCGUGCCCAUAAAUCCCCUUUGAAUUGAAUUGAAUUGAGAGAGAGAAAGAGAGAGAGAGAGAAAGAACAGAGCGAGAGAGAAAGAAGAGAAAGCGCGAGGGAGAGAGAGAGCGCUCGAGGGAUAUAGGGAGAGAAAGGGAGGUGAGAAAUAGAGGGAGAGAGAGAUAGAGAGUAGAGAUCAAGAAAAAGUAAGGGCCAUCAUCUCCGUUUCGUACAGGUUAGUUAAGCAUUUGUACAAAAAGGCAUCAAUCACAUUAAAAGCUGGAAAUACUGUAACUUAAAACAUAAAGACUGUAUCAUCCCUGGGACAACACACACACAUAAAAUGGAAUGCAGGAAAAUGUAAUAACAUGUUUCCAUAUAUCUGGUGUACAAUGUCAUGUAAAUAUAUCUGCGCUGCUGAGGGGUAGAGAGACAGAGACUGACUGCAUUAUACAACCAUGGGACAAUAAAAUUACUUUACAGAAA